UUCCUCUGUGGCUGUAAACCUGGCACCAUACCUGAGCAGGUGCUUUACAGAGACCUUGACCAUUUGUGCCAGGCACAUGUGACUAGAUCCUGACAUGGGUUUGCUCCACUUGGUUUUCAGCUCUGUUGGAAAGUGCCUGGAUGUAAUAUGCUUCCUUCUAGACCUUAAUUUCGUGAUCGUGAACACACUAGUCCGGCUGCUCCUGACACUAAUCUCCUUCAUUAACAGUUUGCCCAUGCUGCUUACGAGCUCUAUAAUGGAGUGCGGCAACUUAAUCCUGUUCUACAUGAUCACCGUGGUGAACGGGAUGACCACCGUGACCCACAAUGUGAUCGGAGGCUCGGUGCAGGUUCUCGGUGGCAUGCUGGAGAGCUGUAAGAUGAUGGGCUAUCUGACAGUGCAUUUACUCCUGCGCAUGAAGGAGCUUUUGCAUCGUGGCCUGAUCUCAGGACAGGGUGUGCUGCGCCAGGCCUGCGAGUGUUGUACCAUCGCGUUCAGCCUGUUGCUUUACUUUGUCAAUACGGUCAUCAACAUGCUGCUGAUUGGCACGCAGAACUUGUAUGCUGUGCUUGUCAGCUUGGUGGAGGCCAUCUCCAGCCCUUUACAAAAAGCCUUUGAGCUGACUUUGACUGUGAUGACGUUUUUUUACAGCACUCUGGUGGGUACCUCACUUCUUUUGUGGACGCCACUUAGGCUGGCUGUAGAGUUCCUGAGCUCGCUGGGGCACCUCCUGAUCAGCGUCUUCCUGCUCAACUCGUACGGACUGCUGGUUACAGUGUUUAUAAUUGUUGGCGCCACUGCCUACCUGAAUCCUGCCCUGAUUCAGGCGGGAACACAGAAAGUCCUCGACUAUGUCAACUCUGUGCCCGCUUUGCGCCAGCUCCAGAGGACAUUACGGCGGCUUCAGAGGACAUUCCAGAGGCUUUAUUUGCUGGCGCGACACUUGUGGCAGAGCAUGGCUGGGGCACGCAGUCGUCUCAACCCCUGGACUGCAGGACGAAGAGCUGUCGGAGCAGACGAUGCAAACGUUGAGCGAGAAAAUGCCGAAGGCGAUGCAGCGGAUUUACCCGGUGAACCAGAAAUGCAAGACGACGAUGCCUUAGAUCACCCCCAGGACCCGCCUCUAGUGCCUGAUCCCGUGGACACGGCCGUGCCUAGUUCGAGCACCCACAGGCCCCUUCAGAAAAUGCCAUCGGAGGAGGGCAGCAAGGCUAGCCCCGCUGAGAACCUACUUACACUCCUUCAGGAGCAGGAGGAAAGAAAGAAGUGCGUGAUCUGCCAGGAUAGCAGCAAGACUGUGGUGCUUCUGCCGUGUCGUCAUUUGUGCUUGUGCAGGGACUGUACGGAUAUCUUGCUUCAUCAGCCCAUCUACCAGCAAAACUGCCCACUUUGCCGCCAUAUGAUCCUCCAGACCAUGGAUGUAUAUCUGUGAGAGACUUGGAUAGGUUAAUUAAUCUCAGGUUAAUGAAAAAAGCAUGAUUGAUUGGCUGUGUUUGAAAUGGCAUACUACAUAUUGACCCAGUAUACAUAUACUACUCUAUAGUUGAAUGCACCAGGUAUUUAAGUGCAUUAUGGCACUAGUGGUUAUACAGUAUGCAUGAUCUGUAAAUCAGAGCUGGGUGUAUACUGGGUGUGAGUAGUAUUUUUUGUAUGUCAUUUCUAACACAGCCGUUGAGUGGUGUCAAUCAUUAAAGCCCAUGUUCACACCAGCAAUGUUUUUUACAUCACCCAAAUCACUACUUAAAUCACUACUUAAGUUUACACUGUGUUAAUUGCUUUGCUGAGUAAUGUCCAGCUAGUUUAUGGUUUGGCUUGUGUCAUGUGUCACCUUUAAUUCUCUGUUGGUUCUAAUGAGUUACACUGAUCAGCCAUAACAGUAAAACCACCUCCUUGUUUCUACACUCACUGUCCAUUUUAUCAGCUCCACAAUUACGGACUGUAGUCCAUCUGUUUCUCUACAUACUUUUUUUUAAGCCUGCUUUCACCCUGUUCUUCAAUGGUCAGGACCCCCACAGGACCACUACAGAGCAGGUAUUAUUUAGGAGGUGGAUCAUCCUUAGCAUUGCAGUGACACUGACAUGGUGGUGGUGUGUUAGUGUGUGGUGUUCUGGUAUGAGUGGAUCAGACACAGCAGCACUACUGGAGUUUUUAAAUACCGUGUCCUCUCUUUGUCCACUCUAUUAGACAAUCCUACCUAGUUGGUCCACCUUGUAGAUGUAAAGUCGGAGACGAUCGCUCAUCUGUUGCUGCUAUUUGAGUUGGUCAUCUUCUAGACCUUCAUCAAUGGUCACAAGAUGCUGCCCACAGGGUGCUGUUGGCUGGAUGUUUUUGGUUGGUGGACUAUUCUCAGUCCAGCAGUGACAGUGAGGUGUUUGAAAACUGCAUAAGCAUUGCUGUGUCUUAUCCACUCAUACCAGCACAACACACACUAACACACCACCACCAUGUCAGUGUCACUGCAGUGCUGAGAAUGAUCCAUCAUCUAAAUAAUACCUGCAUGCAGAGUCAGUAAUUGUAGAACUACAAAGUGCUUCUAUAUGGUAAGUGGAGCUGAUAAAAUGGACUGUGAGUUAUGCCUGAUUGGUGUAAAGCAGUAUGUCGAAUAUCUUUAGUUCACAUAAAAACAAAUAUCUGAUAGGAAGCACAUUGCUUCGCUUAAAUUCUUAUUUCUUAUUUAUAUUAUGUUCUGUUCAGUUUGAACAUUGCGCUGCCGGUGUGAACAUUCAGAAUGUCUGUGCAGAAUUUUAAGAGCUAUACCACAAAGCAGGAUUUGUUGGUUGGCAAGCUUACUUUGGGGUUUUACUCAGUCAUGACAGUAGCUUUAUAGGUAGUUCAACAUCUAACCAGCCUUGUCACCACAGUAUCUGCCUAUUGAUAUCUUACCUGCUUGGGUACAGGCUAAACUGUGGUUUAGGAAGAUGUUUCAUAUUUAAACUAGUUAAAUUCCUUCAGGUCUGACUCAGGAUUAUGUUGCACUUGUAAACCAAAUUUAAAACAAGGACAUAGUAAACUCAAAGAUGAGACCAAAAAAUGUACACACACUUCAAUAAAAUAAACCUGUAUAAAAUCAGCUCCACUUACCAUAUAGGAGCACUUUGUAGUUCUACAAUUACUGAUUGUAGUCCGUCUGUUUCUCUGUAUGCUUCGUUAGCCCCCUUUCAUGCUGUUCUUCAAUGGUCAGGACCACUACAGAGCAGGUAUUAUUUAGGUGGUGGUGUGUUAGUGUGUGUUGUGCUGGUAUGAGUGGAUCAGACACAGCAGCGCUCCUGGAGUUUUUAAAUACCGUGUCCACUCACUGUCCACUCUGUUAGACACUACUACCUAGUUGUUCCACCUUGUAGAUGUAAAGUCGGAGACGAUCGCUCAUCUGUUGCUGCUAUUUGAGUUGGUCAUCUUUGAGAUCUUCAUCAGAGGUCACAGGACGCUGCCCACGGGGCGCUGUUGGCUGGAUAUAUUUGGUUGGUGGACUAUUCUCAGUCCAGCAGUGACAGUGAGGUGUUUAAAAACUCCCAUCAGCACUGCUGUGUCUGACCCACUCAUACCAGCACAACACACACUAACACACCACCACCAUGCCAGUGUCACUGCAGUGCUCCGAAUGAUCCACCACCUAAAUGAUACCUGCUCUGUAGUGGUCUUGUGGGGGUCCUUACCAUUAAUGAACAACAUGAAAGGGGGCUAACAAAGCAUACUGUAGAAGUACAAAGUAGUAACUGUACAAAGCAGUAAUUGUAGAAGUACAAAGUGCUUCUAUAUGGUAAGUGGAGCUGAUAAAAUGAUUUUAACGCCUAUAUAUACACAACAUAUUAGCAUCUUUGUUAGUCAUCACUCUAGGCCAAAGAUCACAUGUGCACCCAUGUUAUUUGCUACAGGAAUGUGAAUGCCAAUACUGAUUCCAUGAUACUAAUUAACUGUGAAUGUAAAAGUAGCCACCUUUAAAAUGCUGGGUGUGUUGAGCUUGCUUUUUGGUAUAGCCCUCCGGUGUCCAUUCCACUGUGCUGAUACUUUGCUACUGUUUGUUGAGAAGACACACAAUCAUUCCCUUUUAUAUACAGUACUAGUGAGCUUUAAUCAGCCUGUGACUAAUGCACACUUUUCAUAUGAUUGUCAUAAAUAAGCUUUUGUAUUGAUUGAUUGAUUGUACAUUAAAGUUUUAUACUCGA
This is a messenger RNA of Trichomycterus rosablanca, 4163 nucleotides long. It is a transcript of the gene rnf26, whose product is annotated as ring finger protein 26. Lineage: Eukaryota; Metazoa; Chordata; Actinopteri; Siluriformes; Trichomycteridae. Bases 95 to 1432 code for a protein of 445 amino acids. Gene Ontology annotation, molecular function: ubiquitin protein ligase activity. Gene Ontology annotation, biological process: protein ubiquitination; ubiquitin-dependent protein catabolic process. The record is from RefSeq and is a predicted model, not a curated record. The transcript has a single exon.